CAAGAAGAAGGAAGCAAAGCUUAGAUCAGGUUGCCAAGUUUAAAGAGACACGAUGUCAGAUGACGCUUUACAAGCUGUCCGUGUAAGGGGCUUCAGUCUCUCAAAGAGUGAGAUCAUUGGACUGCUUAUCAGAUUGUCCAUCGUUGGAGCCGCAACAUACUAUGGAGUGAAAUGGAUCGUCUAUGCCAUGGACCCUACCAGAAAACAGAAACAAGAGGCUAAACAACAAGCAGAGAAGCUGAUGAGAGCAAUAGGACUCCCGCUUCACUCCAGUCUCACAGAGUAUGAGCUGUCCAUAGCCACUCAGCUGGUUGACCCCUUGACCCUAACCAUUGCAUGGUCAGACAUCGGUGGACUACAAGGCACCUGCAAGGAGAUUAAAGACACUAUUUUACUCCCUCUGAAGAAGAAACAUCUAUUCGCUGGCUCUAAGCUCAUGCAGCCCCCUAAAGGUGUGUUACUCUAUGGACCACCAGGUUGUGGGAAGACCAUGAUAGCCAAAGCCAUUGCCAAAGAUGCAGGAUGCCGUUUCAUCAAUCUGCAAGCUUCUAACCUGACUGACAAGUGGUAUGGGGAAUCCCAGAAACUCGCAUCAGCUGUCUUCUCACUGGCUGCCAAAUUCCAACCCGCCAUAAUCUUCAUCGAUGAGAUUGACUCGUUCCUCAGAUCAAGAGCAUCACAUGACCACGAGGCUACAGCUAUGAUGAAGGCUCAGUUCAUGACUUUGUGGGAUGGUCUUAUCACAAAUGAGAACUGUGAGGUGAUUGUAAUGGGAGCCACAAACAGACCGCAGGAUGUUGAUGCAGCCAUCUUGAGAAGAAUGCCAACCUCCUUCCAUAUAGGCAUGCCAGACAAGGCUCAAAGGAGACAUAUACUUGAGAUCAUACUCAGAGAUGAAGAGAUUGAAAGUGAUGUAAAUCUAGACCUUAUAGCUGAGAAAUCAGAGAACUUCAGUGGCAGUGACUUGAGAGAGAUAUGCCGGAAUGCCUGCAUGUAUCGCAUCAGGGAUCACAUUGCUGAAGGAGAAGCAGCCAGCGAUGACCUUCGACCUCUGAGUAUGGCAGAUGUCUUAUCGGCAUUAGGGAAGCUAAAAGAAGCAAGGGUGCAACAAAAUUACAGCAUACAACCUCUAAGCUCACUUCCUCUGGAUUAGUAUUUUUCAAUUUCUUCUUUUUUUAGAAAUUAAUCAUUGAACUCUUGGUGGGCUGUCCGUAUACAAGACUCCUUGUUGACCACUGCAAGCUUGAAGUAAUACCAAGGGGUGUCGAGAUACGUAUGUGUGGAUUUUGGUAAUCUCUGAAAGCGAUAUGUUUAAAUUCUUUAAUGUUGUUGAUAGAGCAAUUUUUUCAAGAUUGGUCACAGUUAUUAACAGCUGCAAAUUUUUUUUUCUUUCUUUCAUUCUCCUUUUUUUUUGGUUCUAAAAUAGAACAGUAAUUAAUGAAGAGGUGAUAAAAAACGCUUGAGUAUAGUGAGUACAAUCAUAUUGAUAGAUACUGUCAGGAAAUUUGAAUUGUGGAAUUCUUAUUUAUGUACUUAUAAAAUUAUGUCCAUAAAAUCUGCAGAAACCAUGCCUGCUGAACUUCUUGUGAAUAUUUCCUUUAUUGAAGAUUUGGGAAAUUUGAUUCCUAGAAUGUUUAUUUCCACAAGUUUUGCCACCGAACUUCAGGAAGUUCACACAUGACUGGGGCUACUUCUACAGCCACAUACAGUGCAUGCUUGGAUUCUGUAUUUUUUUAACAUGGGCAAUAAAGUUGAGAUAACAAAAUUAUGCAGUAAACAUAACAACUGAUGAUGCACAUGUUAUGAUGAUCGGGUACAGGAACC
Strongylocentrotus purpuratus (purple sea urchin) is the source of this 1824-nucleotide messenger RNA. It is a transcript of the gene atad1, whose product is annotated as ATPase family AAA domain-containing protein 1. The coding region runs from base 53 to 1153 and encodes 366 amino acids. Gene Ontology annotation, cellular component: mitochondrial outer membrane. The record is from RefSeq and is a predicted model, not a curated record. NCBI's taxonomy places the organism in Eukaryota, Metazoa, Echinodermata, Echinoidea, Camarodonta, Strongylocentrotidae. Gene Ontology annotation, molecular function: ATP hydrolysis activity; ATP binding. The transcript has 8 exons.